UUCCCAUGAUUAUAGAUGGCGCUAAUUUCAAGAUGUCAACCUCCAUGUAUUGAAUUGUUUACCAACACUGUGAAUUUGUAGCAGGCUACAAAAACUGAUCAUGUUCCAGCGGAAAUCUUCCUUCAUGUGAUUUCGAAGAAUUAUUUGAAGGCAGAAGAAAAUGUCAGCAGUUGAUGACAGUCCACCUAGUCCUGACUCACAGGAAUCAGAGCCGAAACUGACCAAGGCACAGUUGGCUCGGAUUGAGAGAAACAGGCAAAGAGCUCUCCUGCUUAAACAGGCACGCUUACAGAGCAGGCCUUAUCCAGAGGGGAACCCGGACAAACACAAAGUUAAGGCACCGCCUCGUGAGAUCGAUUCUGGUGGAGGGUUCUACAUCGAAGAAGAUGAUGAAGCUUUGCAAAAUGUACACAAAAACAUCGUUCAUCCUGAAGGUCCUGUGUUGGCAGUCGACAACUUAGUGUGUGAUGGAUGUGGGAAGGAGUUUAUGGAGUCCUUCCUCCUCCAGUACUUUGAUGUCACUGUGUGUGAUGUCUGCAGACAAGAUGAGGAAAAGUAUGGCUUGAUUACCAAAUCAGAUGCAAAGAAGAGGUUUCUCCUGAAAGACUGUGACUUUGAUAAAAGAGAACCGCCUCUAAAGUUCAUCAUCAGGAAGAAUCCUCACAAUGAAAGAUGGGGGGAUAUGAAGCUGUACCUGGAGACUCAGGUUUCAGCUAGGGCCAUGGAGGUGUGGGGGGAUGAGGAGACGCUGGAGGAACAACAUGAGAAGAGAGGUCAGAACAGAGAGAAGUCCAAACAGAAGAAGUUUGACAAGAGAGUUAAAGAGUUGAGGAUGGCAGUCCGAAGCAGUUUAUGGAGGAAAGAUUCCGGAUCCCAUGAACAUGAGUUUGGUGAGGAAACCUACGAUGAGGAUGAAGAUAUGUACUCGAAAACAUGCAAAUCCUGUGGACAUGUGAUGACAUAUGAAAAGAUGUGAUGAAACUUGAAACAAUUUCAUGUAAAGAUGAUGAAGAACAUGAUGCACAUGGAUGGGCAAUACACACAUCUAAAUGCUUGGUAUUAUUCCUGGGUGCUGUGUAUUUAGACACUGGUUAUGUCUUUAUAUCAUGCAUGUCAAAGAUGUUCUGAAAUGGCAUCAAAAUGAUUAUCCUCUUGAAGGGAACUAUGUAGAAAUUUGGAGAAUUGGAACGUCACUUUAAGUUAAUCUGUGGAGGGUGAUGGCAUUGAUUUCUGGCAAUUGUUAUUUGUAGAUACAUAAAUUUGUUCAUGCUGCUUGCUCAGGGACAAUAUGAAAUUGUGACAUCUUUUCAUUUAACAUACGGGUCACCUGAAGACACAUUUUCAUGUGCUAUGCUAGAUAUUGAAAUAGUUUUGCAGUUGCCAUUACACAAGCAGUGGAUCAAUAUUUUAUGAAGGUCAUAUUGUUUUAAUCAGUUCUGGUGUAAUGCUUAGUCACUGAACUCACCUUCCCCUUCAUCUUCAUCAGUUUCCAUUGAUAUUUUUAGAUACAUGAAAUUAUUCAUGGAACAUAAAUUUUCUCAAGGACAGAAUGAAAUUGUUACAGCUUUUCCUCCAUGAACACCCGACCAGUCUGACUGCAGUUCUGCUGGUUUGUAAUUCUUAUUCCACAGAAGAAUAGUCCUGAAUAGUCAUGGAAAAAACCCUUUGGUCUUUUGUCUUUGCAUAUCAUUAAUUUGUGUUUGCUGCAACUGAGGGUGGUUUAAAGUAAGUAUGAGAGUAUGUUGAUGAAUAUGGAGAGCUCUUGAGACAACACAAUGAGAAGUGUCAACAAAGAAUGGUCGUUUUAUUUCUAACAGUACAAUUUAUGGGGCAGGACGAACAACAUGCACAAAACUUGCAGUGUCCGACAGAGGCUACCAGAGGAAGGUGGUGAAGUGAGGCUGACACUUGGGCAGCAGAUGGGCUGGAUUGACUGGUCAGUUCGUCCCUUCAAGUCCCUGUCUUGCCUUUCUUCUGGUCUGUCCGCUCGCUGCUGGCCGGUUCUGCUCUAUUUUAUUGUUCUGCCUGCUUUUAAAGGCAGAUGAGUGACGAAAAAAACUGCAUUGGUCUGCAUUUUUCACAGACAUAAUCUUUAAGUCGGCAGUCUUCAUGGACAUUCUCUUCCUUGCAGGCCAUAUUUUGACAGAUUGACAGUAAAAAAAGUUUACUUGUAUAAUUAUGUAUAUAAUAAAUUAAUUCCACCAUCGUCAUCAUCAUCAUCAUCGCUACAACGGGAUCGGGUGGUCAGGCUCGCGGACU
Molecule: messenger RNA, 2259 nt
Organism: Haliotis rubra (blacklip abalone)
Lineage: Eukaryota; Metazoa; Mollusca; Gastropoda; Lepetellida; Haliotidae
Product: DNA repair protein complementing XP-A cells homolog
Exons: 7
Coding region: 161-976 (271 amino acids)
Biological process (GO): UV-damage excision repair; base-excision repair; nucleotide-excision repair involved in interstrand cross-link repair
Cellular component (GO): nucleotide-excision repair factor 1 complex
Molecular function (GO): damaged DNA binding
Source: RefSeq, a predicted model, not a curated record